This is a messenger RNA of Macroventuria anomochaeta, 1248 nucleotides long. RefSeq lists its product as uncharacterized. The annotation marks the transcript as partial. Gene Ontology annotation, biological process: box C/D snoRNP assembly. The transcript has a single exon. Gene Ontology annotation, molecular function: metal ion binding; RNA binding. NCBI's taxonomy places the organism in Eukaryota, Fungi, Ascomycota, Dothideomycetes, Pleosporales, Didymellaceae. Gene Ontology annotation, cellular component: nucleus. The record is from RefSeq and is a predicted model, not a curated record.
CCGCCGCAGAUGAACCCUCAAGCUUUCGCGCAGGCCAUGUCGUCCAUGUCUACACCGGCUGGAAUGCAGUCCAUGGCUGCAUUUGCGAACCACAUGUCCUCGACGAUGAAUGGCGCUCCAGACUACCCACAGUCUCCUCCAACGACGCAAAAGCAAGCAGUGCCGCGCUAUUCGCCCGGACACCAAGCAGGUCAGAAGCGGAAACUCGAACACGAUAUCAAUGCGUCACCUCUACCGCAAAAGAAACCGCAGUCAGGCCCAAAGCCUCCGCGAGCGAAGGCGGCCGCGCCCCCUCCGGUACCAAGCUUUGGCUUCUCUCUGCCGAAACCAGCAGCACCGGCGUCGAAACCAAACAUCAAGAGAGGCCAGAAGAAGCGGAUAAAUCUUGGUCUUAGCGAGCACAAUGUGAUAGAUAAGAACAGCAGCGAGGAAGAGGACAUUGACGAGGAAGCGGCGUUCGCAAACAAGUUCAAGGUGGAGGGUGUUGCAUUCGAGCAUAACGGAGAGAUGAUCUCGCUACAAACUGCCGCAGAUGUCCAAUCGUAUAUCAAAGACCGGCGACGAAACUUCCCUACACAACAAAGGAUAACUGAGAAGGCCCAAGAAGCGUCCGCGAAGCGUGAGCACGAGCUCGAGUUCCUGCACCGAGUACAAGGCAAACGUAGGAAACCUGCGACUGGGACCAAACAAGCCAAACCGCCAAAGCCUGAUCGAAAGCCGAAGGAGGUCGAUGUCAGAAAGCAAGAAGAACUCGCAGCCCUGCGAAAGAAACUCCACGAGAGCAUGCUGAAGAAACAGCAACAGCCCACCAGUCUCCUCGGUCUCGGCUACGAAAGCGACACAGACUCGGACGCCGAGAGCUCUGUCUUGUCCGAGUCGUCCGUCGUAUCGUCUUCAUCGGAAGAUUCAUCUGACUCUGAUUUAGACAAGGAGGAAGAAAGCGACAGCGACGCCGCACCGGAGACCAUAUCCUCCAAAUCCGCACCCCCGCCCGUCAACAUUGCGCCACCAGCACCUGUCUCAGCACCACCAAGCCAGGUAUGCAAAAACUGGAGCAAAGACGGGAGAUGCAAGUUCGGCAAGGGCUGUCGGUGGGCGCAUCCCCCACGGGACACAGGGCCAGGUAAGGAGAAAGUCAAGAAGCGGAUGGGACUGUUUGAGAAGAUGGUGGAGCAGGAGUUGGAGAAGGCGGAUCGGAUGGCGCUGGACGUUAUCAAGUAUCUGGGGCAGAAUGGGUUCUUGGGGUGA